Messenger RNA from Caenorhabditis elegans, 998 nucleotides. RefSeq names its product Serpentine receptor class alpha-33 (gene sra-33). Gene Ontology annotation, molecular function: G protein-coupled receptor activity. Lineage: Eukaryota; Metazoa; Nematoda; Chromadorea; Rhabditida; Rhabditidae. Bases 1 to 984 code for a protein of 327 amino acids. The transcript is spliced from 5 exons. The record is from RefSeq and is marked reviewed. Gene Ontology annotation, cellular component: membrane. Gene Ontology annotation, biological process: G protein-coupled receptor signaling pathway; sensory perception of chemical stimulus.
AUGAAUAUAAUUUCUGACAAAGAAAUCCUCGAAGUACGAACCUCUCAAGUUUUCCGAUUCAGUGUAUACUUUAUAGAUACUUCCUGCAUUAUUUCUAUGGCGGUUACAGUCUUAGCAAUAUUCCAACUUCAUUCAAAACAAGUCUUCAAUCCUUCAACCACCCGUCUAUUGAUCACUGAUCUAGUGUUCAUAAAUAUUCAUAACUUAUCAUAUAUCUUCCUACAAAACUGGUCACUAUUCCGGUCGUUUUUCUAUCAAACUGCCAAUGAUAUUAUGUUCAAAAGUGAAGAAUGUUGGCCGCACCACGUGACUAAUGAGUUCACUAAAGUUGUUACAGUAUUCAAUCAAUUCGCAUUGAUUAUUAAUAGAAUAUCAGUGACGAUUGACAGUAAAAGAUUUUCACAUGCAAAUUAUGGAUUUCUUCUUGCCAUACUUUCGUUAAUUGCAAGUACGGUAUUCACAGCUCAACAACAUUUCCUUGGGCCAAUUCAUGGAAUGAGGACUACAAGUUGCUUCCGGGAAUCCGAUGUUGUUUUGGACUUGAAAACAGAGCAUAUAAUUCCAUAUCUUGCAAUUUGUCUUACCUCAAUAGUUUGCUCUUUGCUUCUCAUCAUUUAUGUGAAGAAGACUCAAAAAACAAAAACGUACGACAUUGAGUCUGAAUAUACAAAAAAGGAAGCCGUAGUUUCAAGUAUUUCCGUGGCAAUUCUGGGAAUUAUUCAACUGGUUUUAUUUUGCUUCUAUGACACUUUUCUUACGAUUUUCGCAAAACUUACUGCUGAAAAUCCAAAUGUUCAUGAUACAAAUAUUAUUGGAUGGUUUUAUACAUCUCCAUUGAAUGCAAUUAUUUCUCCCACUGCCGUAUUUUUAUAUAUUUCAUGGAUAAAGAAAAAUAGACAAAUGCAUAUACGAAAAAUGACAAAAGUCAAUAAAUCUGAAAAUGGUUGUCAUUUUCAACAACUUUCUGUAAUGUGGAAUAAAUGAAUUUUGAUGAUUUU